Molecule: messenger RNA, 708 nt
Organism: Striga hermonthica
Lineage: Eukaryota; Viridiplantae; Streptophyta; Magnoliopsida; Lamiales; Orobanchaceae
Source: the annotation of a GenBank genome assembly
AUGUUUCUCUAUCGAGUUGCAUCGAGGCUUAAGCCUGUAGCAACAAGUAGAAGAUUCUUUGCCAGUAACGGUAGCCAUGAUAUUUCCAAAGUUAUUGCUGAACUCAAUCAGGAAAUGGAAUCUGUGUUCGGCGAACCCCCAGCAUCCGGCCCCAAAAGUUCCUCAAAUACCCAAGUCACUUCCGCAGAAUCCCAUCUUUUAGUAAAUGACCAACGAAAAGAAGACCCGUUUACCCAGUUAACCCACAUCGGAAGCAAAGGCGAAGCCCAAAUGGUCGAUGUCUCCUCCAAAGACAUCACCAACCGUGUAGCUGUCGCUAGUUGCAAGGUCAUUUUGGGCCCAAAAGUAUUUGAUUUGGUUUUGGCCAACCAAAUGGAAAAGGGAGAUGUUCUUGGCGUUGCAAAAAUAGCUGGAGUCUGUGGGGCCAAGCAGACGAGCAGUUUAAUCCCGCUUUGUCAUAACAUCAAUCUUUCGCACGUUAAUGUGGAUUUGAAAUUGAGUUCCAGUGAUUUUAGUGUCGAAAUAAAAGGCGAAGCUGUCUCGACCGGGAAAACUGGAGUGGAGAUGGAAGCUUUGAUGGCUGUGACUGUGGCCGGUCUCACUGUGUAUGAUAUGUGCAAAGCUGCUUCAAAGGAUAUUGUGGUCACAAACAUACAACUCGAGUAUAAAAGUGGAGGUAAAAGUGGCGAAUGGUCUAGGAAGCUGUGA